ACGUGGUUCGGGUGAACAUGUGUCAGAGACGCAUCAGCAAGUCUCUUCUGAACCAAUUCAAGAUCAACAUGACUGGAACUCUCAUAUACACAUUGUUGUUCAUUUUACUGAAAGGUUCCUGUAAGGGUGUGUUGAUCACUCAGUGGCCUAAAUAUAUCUCCAGUUUUAAAAGCACCUCAGUGGACAUGCACUGUUACCAGAAUGACACAGACUAUCAGUACACUUACUGGUACAGACAAAUCGAAGGAAAAGAGCUAGUGCUUAUAGCCACAUAUUUAGCUCGUAAUCCCAGCUAUGAGACAGGUUUUGGAAAAGGUUUCAAGGUUUGGGGAUCAGAGACAAAGAAGUGGUCCCUGACAGUGGAUGUUGAAGAGGACAGUGAUGCAGUUUACCUGUGUGCUGCUAGUUUCCACAGAACUGGGAAAGUGGCCAAAGUUGAGGGUAGGAAGGAUAAAGCCAAAGACAGGGCAAUCGGAGAAGAAAAUCUGUUCUACUUUGCAAGAGACCUGCGACUGGGAUUGAGGUUCACCUGCCAACAGGACAACAACCCUAAGAACACUGACAAAGCUACACUGGAGUUGUUCAAAACUAAGAACUUGUUGAAAAUCCCAGGCUAUAAGCCAUUUGCUAUAUUCUCUGGCAAGUAUUGA
Pangasianodon hypophthalmus (striped catfish) is the source of this 650-nucleotide messenger RNA. RefSeq lists its product as uncharacterized. Gene Ontology annotation, cellular component: plasma membrane. The record is from RefSeq and is a predicted model, not a curated record. Lineage: Eukaryota; Metazoa; Chordata; Actinopteri; Siluriformes; Pangasiidae. Gene Ontology annotation, biological process: cell surface receptor signaling pathway. The transcript is spliced from 3 exons. Bases 18 to 650 code for a protein of 210 amino acids.